AUGUUUCCUUCGCGCAGAGCUUUAAAGAUGAACGUGUGGAUGCUCCUGACUUUCACUGCGCUGGCUGAAUGUGCCCACUCUUGCCCCGAUCUGUGCUCCUGUUCCUUUACACCUUCUAGUGUAGAGGUGGUGUGCAGCCAAAGCGCCCUUACACAUUUCCCUGUCGAUGGUUUGACCUCCAACACCACUCGCCUAUCCAUCCAAUCCACCAACCUCAGCAGCAUUACAGCCAGCCACUUGAGUGCCGUGCCCUUUUUAAACAACCUCCAGCUGUAUCACACCAACCUAAAAAGCCUUCCUUCAGAUCUCCUGAAGAACGUGCCUCACUUGACCGUGUUGGAUCUCACAGGAAAUCAGCUGGUUCAUCUUCCUCCUAAUGUCUUCCGCCAUGACUCACUUUGUAGUCUUGUGCUGAAGGAUAAUCUGAUCGAAACAGCCGACGCUGAGUGGUUUUCUGGCAACAGCAGCAUCACCUGGUUGGAUUUGUCUGGAAACCGUUUAACUGUUGUACCCGCCGCUCUUCUCCAGAAGCUGCCCAGGCUGGAGAAUCUAGACUUUAGUGAUAACAAUCUGCGAGAUCUACAACCCGCCUCCCUAAGGAACCUGCGCCGCCUGGAGACGCUGAAUCUCGCCAGUAACAACUUAAGCUCCUUGAAACCGACAAUCUUCAGCCACAACCUGAAACUAUCUCAACUGUUUUUGCAAGAUAAUCAGCUCCAAGAGCUGCCAGGGACCCUCCCAGGUCUUCAACAUCUCGAACUUCUGCUGCUCAACCAGAAUCAGCUGCAGCGUUCGCCCUUGGGGCUACUGGAUGACAGAAAAUCCUCUUUCCGGAUUGUUUUAGGAGGAAAUCCCUGGGUGUGCGACGAGAAGAUGGAGUAUCUGUGGAAGUGGCUAGCUGUCCAUCCUCAAAAUGUCCUCUUCUUGGAGGAGGUGACAUGUGCACGGCCUGGAGCUCUUAAACACAGGCAAGUGGUCUCUUUAACUAGCGGUGAACUUGGACUUCACACAAUUCAAAAUCAGUGA
This is a messenger RNA of Cyclopterus lumpus (lumpfish), 1026 nucleotides long. Its product is annotated as leucine-rich alpha-2-glycoprotein-like. Gene Ontology annotation, cellular component: plasma membrane. The record is from RefSeq and is a predicted model, not a curated record. Lineage: Eukaryota; Metazoa; Chordata; Actinopteri; Perciformes; Cyclopteridae. Gene Ontology annotation, molecular function: protein binding.